GUAACAUCAUCGGCUCUGGGAUAUUCAUCUCUCCUAAAGGCGUGUUGGAGCAUACAGGCUCCGUGGGUCUGUCACUCAUCGUCUGGGUUUGUGGAGGGGGGAUCUGUGCCCUUGGGUCCCUUUGCUAUGCUGAACUGGGUGUCACCAUCCCAAAAUCUGGAGGAGACUAUUCAUACGUGACAGAAAUCUUUGGAGGGCUAGUGGGCUUCCUGUUGUUAUGGAGUGCCGUCCUUAUAAUGUAUCCGACCACGCUGGCGGUCAUCGCGCUCACCUUCUCAAAUUACGUCUUGCAGCCGGCCUUCCCGGAGUGCCUUCCUCCGUACAUCGCCACCAGACUCCUCGCCACCAUCUGUGUCC
This is a messenger RNA of Notothenia coriiceps (black rockcod), 357 nucleotides long. Its product is annotated as asc-type amino acid transporter 1-like. The transcript is spliced from 2 exons. The record is from RefSeq and is a predicted model, not a curated record. Gene Ontology annotation, cellular component: membrane. Gene Ontology annotation, biological process: D-serine transmembrane transport; D-alanine transmembrane transport. The annotation marks the transcript as partial. NCBI's taxonomy places the organism in Eukaryota, Metazoa, Chordata, Actinopteri, Perciformes, Nototheniidae. Gene Ontology annotation, molecular function: neutral L-amino acid transmembrane transporter activity; L-amino acid transmembrane transporter activity.